This is a messenger RNA of Petromyzon marinus (sea lamprey), 2390 nucleotides long. RefSeq names its product aerolysin-like protein. Lineage: Eukaryota; Metazoa; Chordata; Hyperoartia; Petromyzontiformes; Petromyzontidae. The record is from RefSeq and is a predicted model, not a curated record.
AUGCUCUGGGAAGAGAACCUUAAGGAAGAGAGGAGAAAAUGCCUUAUGCAUUGGCCUUACACACCUGUGGAGGACAAGGAGGAACAGCCUUCAGUUUUGAUGGGUGGAGAAAUGGAGCAACGCUGGAAAAAAUCUGGGUGUGGGUUGGAGGGUGGCAGAUCAAGUGCGUGAAGGCCUGGCUGACGGACGGAAGGACUGCACAGUACGGCAGUCCCUCGGGAUCUCACAAAGAGUUUGUGUUCCAGCCCGGGGAGCUGUUUUCGUCCCUCUCACUGUGGGGGAAUGGGGCUGGCUCACGCCUGGGCGCCUUCAAGUUCAGGACAACCAAAGGCAGGGAAUUCUUCGUGAAGAUGACAGACUGGGGCCUAAAGACCGAGUACCCAGUCGACGUCCGCUCUGGAAUCUGCCUUGGAAUUCAGGGCAAAGGCGGUUCAGACAUCGACAGCAUGGGCUUCCUCUUCAUCAAUUCGGUUAAAAGUUCAGAAUUGAUCAACGUGACAUACCCUACACUGCACAGGGAGCUUCCAAAAGUCCAGAUGGAAGAGAUCAAAUCACUCAGUUACAAGAAUACUGGUUCUGUCCCCCAAACCUAUAAAAUUGAAACCUCCAAGACCGUGACCAAAACCUCCUCCUGGUCGAUCACAAACAGUCUGGAGGCAACCGUGAGCCUCACCGUCUCAGCCGGCGUUCCGGAUGUCGUGGAUGUUGAAGCUGGCUUUAGUUUUACCGUUAGCACCGAGAGUACGCACGCCGUGGAGAAUUCAGAAUCGAAAACCGAGCUCCUCUCAUUCAACGUCACGGUUCCUCCACGCAAGACCACUGCGAUCGACAUCAAUAUCGGUCGCGCGGAAAUCGACCUCCCGUACAAGGGUACGGUGCGCAUCUCCUUAUUGAACGGCGCCACCUACGACAUCCCAAUGAAGGGUGUCUACAAGGGCCUCGCCUACACCAAGGUGACUGCAGAAAUAAAGGAAAAGUGAAACGGCAUCGGAAAAGCACGCACGUGCUGCGCUUUACUAACUGCAUGCUGCAUUCAAAGCUGCCUAUCUUUAUUUAAUAGUUUAUUGAACCCUGCGGUAUAAAAUAUGAUGCAAUACAUAUGCCAUUUGGGAGAUUUCAGUUGGUGCAAUUAAGGAACCUUUGAAUCGGUGAAAAAAUAAUUAACACGGAGAUGCAGUUAUUUCAACGAAUUUUUCUCGCACAUACCGUACAUAAUUGAGUCUGUUCGCUCAGAAAUCACAAUGGAAUGAUCAUAAUCUGUCUUUAUCCCGGAGGAAUCCGACGAUAAAUUAAUCUCUUUUUUACAGAUGUCCAGUAGGGGCGAGCCAGCAAGUUACAACAACAAACAAUACAAAACACGAUAGGAGUAAAAAGUAGAUCAAUGGUAAGCCAGUAGCUUAAAUUUAUAUAAAGAAAUACGAAUAAAUAAAGUAUAUAAGUACAAAUAGCAUAAGUACAUUCCUGCCGAUUUUUCAACACUAAAUGCAAACUUGGGCAAGGCAACAAAACGACGACAAAAACAGUUCCAGAUCAAACCAACACAGCAGAGGGUAUCUUCAUAAUAUUUGAUUUUACAAUCUAACUAUCAUUUCACAGAUAAGAAAUAAUUUUUAACGUUACUUUUGUCAUUUACAAACGUGAGAAUGAGCCCGAACUAGCAAAAGCAAAUGGAAAAAAAAAACUUCCUGCAGUGGUUUGGGCAAUGUAACAAGACAAUACACACUGGCAUAGGCAACGCUGAUCGGUAGAGUGCAAAUCUGGAGGGGUUCAAAACAUCAAAGUACAAGUUGGAUGACCGACAUAAAUGACUGGAAGGAGGUAAAAGAGGUGAAGCUUUAUGGGCUUCAGAAAUGAGAAGCUGAAGAGUGAAAACUCACACGAAGCACACAGCUAAGGAUAUUCUCCACGGCAAAAUCAUACAACCAUAUAUCUUGACAAUACAGUUUCUGCAUGCUGCCACGAACAGAAUAAUCGAUGGACUUGACCAACAUUUCUACUAAAAUUAUAGAGAGAAGACAUCCACGUGUGAAUGAUACCAAACAAAACGAUGACGCAAAGAUAAAGAUUCCUCAAACAAUCAACCAAUCUUCAUUUGUGUUGGGACACCUAUUUUCAAAAACGCUCAUAUUUGUUUUCAAUUUCACACUACAAUGAAUAUACAAAUAAUGAUAACUGGCCUCGAAUUACCAAGAAUUUCUCCAAAGGUGACACCAGAAAAUUAAAGAACUUCUCUUGCAGUGCUAUCAUUUCCAUCAGCACCACCAUCUGGAUUAAUGUAUUUAGAUUACAAUUGCAUGCUCUUUAAUUAUAGGGAAUUGCAUGCAACUAGUCAGUUGCAUGUUCUGCAAUGCUUUGGGCUUGUGAUGCAAAAUAAAAUAUCUUUAAAAAAU